AUGGCUGGCACAAACGAAGACUUUGAUCUCCCCCGUUGGCACACCCAAUCCAUCCACGACCCGCUAUCCUCGUCCGCUCAGGCCGCUCAGGCCGCCGCUCAAGCUCCCUAUCUCUACAAUGCAGGCCCGCCACCUCAAGCUGCGAACCGUCUCCCGCCCAUUCAGCAACCGCCCUCCGGCUCUUCAAGGCAGCCUCGCAUCAACCAGCUUCUGGACGAGGAUCACCAGUUCGGCGUGAACCAGUCUCCGUAUACCACCUCAGGCCUCGCACGCAGUCUCUCCCUCGGUGGAAGCGCCGCAACCAAUUCUUCGAGGGGACGCCGCCACCACAUGCAGGACGAUCUGGAGGGUGCCUUCCAUGUGGAAGGAGACGGGGCGCAGAGGCAGACGCCUGCUUCCUUGUAUCCGUCCAGCGUUGCGUACCACUCACAACAGACUGGAGCCGGCCCCAACCCCUCAGCGGCGGCGACCGGUGGCGAUCCAUACCAAGACGCUUACUUCACCGGGCCAGGCGUGCACACUCCCAAGAGGAGUCAAACCCAACACGAGUCCGGGUCUUCCAGAGCUCCACGAUCCCCUCAAAGGUCGCAGGGCGGAAACAGCUAUCUGGACCCGUACUCGCCACCCCAGAAUAACUAUUCCUCCACAAACAACUACCCGUAUUCCCCUACCGGAGACGUCAAGCCGUUCGCUGGAGGAGGAGGAGGUGGUGGAUACUCGUCGCAGACGCAUUCUCGGUCGCAAUCUCAGGCAAAAGGCGAGCCCAUGUCUCCUCGCGUUCCUCCUCCGUCGUACUCUCCCCAAACGUCCGGACAUUACACCGGCCCAUAUCCAAUGGACACGACCAGUCCUGCGCCCUCAAACAAUGCUCUGUCGGCAAGGCAUCCUCGGCAA
This is a messenger RNA of Epithele typhae, 894 nucleotides long. RefSeq lists its product as uncharacterized. The annotation marks the transcript as partial. Lineage: Eukaryota; Fungi; Basidiomycota; Agaricomycetes; Polyporales; Epitheliaceae. The transcript has a single exon. The record is from RefSeq and is a predicted model, not a curated record.